UGACUGUGGAUCUGGCCCAGGCUCCGAUCACAACUCGUCCCCUUCCCUUAAAUGGGGUUGUUUGUGAAAGUUGCUGGCAGCCCAGAGGCAUCUUAAUACGAAGCACAUCGGUAAAGCGUCUGGCCAUAAAAGGAGAGGCAGUGGGCGCACAAAGCUCUUGAUCUGCGAGAGAGGCUGGAAAAGUGAGUCGGCUCCCGGAGUCGAACGCGGGAGGAACUUCCUUUUGCAAAAGUCCCAAGCGAGAUGGAGAUGCUUAGACGUUCUUCUGUCUUUGCUGCUGAGGUGAUGGAAGUGUUUGAUCGCUCCCCACCCGAUAAAGAGCUUAUUUCUCAAGCUAAAGCGCUCUGUCGCGAUUACAUCCAUUCCCGCCUGAUCCGAGCUGGUAUUGUUUGGAGUAAACCAGAUCCUCUGGCUGCUGGCCCAGCAAGCAAACUUACUGAGGUGUCCGCUGCCCUUCUCCAUUUGGGUGAUGAAUUAGAGUACAUCAGACCAAAUGUCUACAGGAACAUUGCAAAACAACUGAAUAUCUCUGUCACUUCUGAAAGCAUUGUGUCAGAUGCAUUCCUGGCCGUUGCUGCUGAGCUAUUCUCUGCAGGUAUAACCUGGGGGAAGGUGGUGGCCCUGUACGCUGUAGCUGGUGGGUUAGCCAUUGACUGCGUGAAGCAAGGCCAGCACGCAAUGGUGCACACAAUUGUCGAUUGCUUGGGAGAGUUUGUCCGGAAAACACUGGUGACAUGGCUAAGGAGACGGGGUGGAUGGGCUGACAUUACAAAAUCUGUGGUUAACAAUGAUCCCAGUAUCCGUGAUCAUUGGCUCAUCUCUGCCAUCUGUACCUGUGGACAUUUCCUCAAGGCGAUCUUCUUCUUCCUCCUGCGAGAGCGUUGACUCCAUGUGGAAGAUAUGGUCAAAGUUAACUUUCCUUAUUUAAUGUGAUACAGAACUCUCAGCAUGCCUGAGUAUACAGUCUUGACUGAAGGGAAUUUCUGCACUUGCUGGACUAGAAUAUGAACCCUUUGCAUUAUCGGGCAAAGGGGGGACACUGUCUUGAUCUCUUGCUGCAAGGGGAGGAUGAGUUCGAUAAGGAGAUUACUAGCAAAUGCAAUAUUCCCAUCCACAAUAGCAGCCCAAUUGAAAAAUCGGCAAUAAACAUCGAGAAAUUAGAUACUUUAAAAAAAAGCCACCUUUACCAUGGCUUCAUCAUGGAUUCUACAGAUUAGCUGCACAACAAUGAAUUUGCUAGUGUUACAGAAAUCCAACCUGAAGCUGGUUUAAAAUGGAAGACAGAACAGGAAUCCUAAGAUUGACAAUCAGUUGGCAGAAUUUUGGGGACUCCCUUUCACAUUUUGCUCUAUUGUUAUUUUAGAUCCUGUAAGGAGUUUUUGCAGUGUUAGGUGGGGAAGAAAAAAACUUUUACUGUCAUAAAGAGACAUUGUUAUUAACUACACUAAAUAUGGCUUAUUUCAUUUGUGUAAAGACCUAUCUGUGCUAAUGUCUGCAGUGGUAGUACCAUUCCAGCACAAACCUUCAUGUAACAAGGUUUCAGGUUCUAUGAUAUUUUCUGCAAUACUAACUUAUUCCCUAAAAUUCCCCUCAAAGAUACCCAUGUUUGUUUCAUUGGCUGCACUUUAGAAUUCCACGAUACUGAAGCUAACAGAGAUCACAUGGUUGAAUGCAGACACUGAGAAAUAAAACGCUGAAAUCUAAACACAGAAAAAGUAUGUGUAGAGGAGGAGGAGUUACUCUCUUCACAGAUGGUGCCUAACCUGCUGAUUAUUUCUAACAUUUCUUAGACCUUUCAUGGCUGAUCAGCUUGUCUUCUCACAGAAACCAAGUCUCAGUGGACCAGUGCUUGCUUUCACACACUAAAAGGGGUAUUUAAGCCUCCAACAUCAUAGUUAGAAAUCAGGGACUUUUGCUGCACUGCCUUAUUGAUGUAGGUCACUGUAGAACAUGGUGGCCAGUGAUAUGCUUAGGCAAACAAAGUCAACAUGUGGCUGUCAGAGCUCCAUAGGAGAGGUAGGCUACAGUCCAUCACCCAAUAAUGUAGGAUUUUAAAAUAUAAUUGCCCGAAUGAGAAGUUAGGUGGUGUUAUUGUUCAGAUUUUCACCACAGUCCCUUGGUUUAUUACUGGCCAAACCUUUCCCCACCACAGCUGAAAAAACACCCCCUUUUAAGCACUUACCAGACAUUGAUACCAACAACACAGCAGCCUGAAAUUCCAAACCUUUUCAGCUGGUCCUGUUUAAGUCAGGGCUGUGGCCUAUAAUGAAAUUCACAGACUUUCUUAACUUCUGUCCUCAAGCAUUACAAUGGGGAGGCAAGCAAGUUAUGUACAUAAGAUUUAGGUCUGACUUGUGCCAAUGAAAGCAGCAAUGAAAUAAUUUUGUGACCCAAAUGAAAGUGGGACGUGGCCUUGUAUAAAAUCCCUGCACAGGUCUAAGGAUGAUCAAGUCAGCGUGGUUGUUCAGGGAAGGACCUCUAGCUCAUUAGGACUGAAAACAGUUCUUCAUGGGGGAAAAGAAAUAAUAAGUUCAGAUACUUAGAACACUAGGAAAUGGUAAUUAUUUAACCAGGAAGUUACACAGACAUGAAACUGGGCCAAGAGCUGCUCAAUUGACUCAAAUAUAAAUAAAGUGUCUUUGAAGUCUGAAAGAAUUGCAACAGGGACAUUCUGGUGUCACGAUGAAUUACAGAGAACCAAAGAUUUGAGUUUCAGUCCUUGAUGUCAAGGCAGCAUUUAACCAAUCAAGGAGGCUUGGUAAAACUGAGGUCAAUAGGCACAAAGGGGAAAAAUUUCCAAUGGCUGGAAUCAUACCUCACGCAAUGGAAGGCCAAACAUCCCUGCUUCAGAACAUCACUGAGUUCCUUGAGGCAGUGUCCUAGGCCCAACCAUCUUCCGUGGCUUCAUCAAUGACCUUCCUUCUGUCAUAUGGUCAGAAGUGGGGAUGUUCACAAUGUUCAAUUCCAUUUCCAACUCCUCAGCAAAUGAGGUUGAACCAUCCAUGCAGCAAGACCUGGACAACACUCGGGCAUGGGCUAAUAAGUAGGAAAAAACGUGCCUCACGACUAUCUUCAACAGGAGAGAGUUUAACCACCUACCCUUGAGAUUCAAUGGCAUUACCUUCACCAAGUUCCCUAUCAACAUCCUGGGAUCAUCUUAGUCCAGAAACUCAAUUGAACCAGCCAUAAGAGGUUGAGUAUCAUUUGCCAAGUGACACCCCAAAACCUUUCCGUCAUUUACAAGACACAAGUUCAGAGAGUCACAGAAACAGGCCCUCAGCCCAACUGGUCCAUGCAGACCAAGAUACCCAUCCAAGCUGGUCCCAUUUGCCAGUGUUUGGCCCAUAACCUUCUAAACCUUUCCAAUUCCAUGUUCCUGUUCAACUGUCUUCUGAAAGUUAUUAUUGUACCUGCCUCAACCAUUUCCUCUGGCAGCUCAUUUCACAUGCAUACCAUUCUUUGUGUAAAAAGAAUCUAUUAAAUUUUUCCCCUCUCACCUUAAACCUAUGCCCUCUAGUUUUUGAUUCCCCAACCCUGGGAAAAGGACUGAGUGCAUUCACUCUAUCUAUGCCCCUCAUGAUUUUAUACACCUCUAUUAGAUCACCUCUUUUCCUUGGAGUGUAGGAGACAAAGUCCUAGCCUAUCCAACCUCUCCCUAUAACUCAGUCCCUCAAGACCUGGCAACAUCCUUAUAAAUCUUUUUUGCACUCUUUUCAGUUUAAUAACAUCUUUCCUAUAGCAGGGCAACCAAAACUGAACACAGUACUCCAAGUGCUGUCUCACCAGUGUCCUGUUACAACCGCCCACCUUUUAUAUGCAAUGUCCUGACUUAUGAAGGCCAAUGUGCCAAAGCCACCUUCACCACCCUGUCUACCUGUGACUCUCCUUUCAGGAAACCAUGUACUCCAAGGUCCCUCUGUUUUACAACAUUCCCCAGGUGCCCUGCUAUUCACUAUGAAAGUCAUACCCGGAUUUGACUUUCCAAAUGCAAUACUUUGCCACAACCGAAUUAAACUCCACUACCAUUCCUUUGGCCCACUUAUUCUGCUGAUCAAGAUCCCCUGUAACUUUGUUGACACUUCUUCAUUGUCUGCUGAGUGUCAUCAGCAAACUUACUAACCGUGCCUUGUACAUUGACAAACAACAAUGGACCCAGCACCGACUCCUGAAGCACACCACUAGUCACGGGCCUCCAGUCUGAGAAAACAACCUUCCACCAUCACCCUCUGCUUUCUAUUAUCACGUCAAGUGUGUGCCCAAUUAACCAGCUCUCCUGGAUUCCACGUGAUCUAACCUUCCAGAGCAGCCUACCGUGUGGAAUCUUAUCAAAAGGCCCUCACUGAAGUCCAUAUAAACCAUGUCUACACCCUGCCCUCAUUGACUUUCUUGGUCCCAUCAUCAAAAAAAAAGCUCAAUUCAUACGUAAGACAUGAUUUCCCACGCACAAAGUCAUGCUGAUUACCCCUAAUCAACCAUGCACAUACAUCUUAUCCCUCAGAAUCCCCUCCAGUAACUUAUCAAGUAAGAGUCUUACAAGUCAAGAACAUGAUGAAUGCUUGCCUGAUGAGUGCAGCUCCACAGCACUGAAGAAGCUUAACAACAUCCUGACAAAGCAGCCUGAAUUGGCACCCUGUCCGCCACUGGUGCAUAUUGGCUGCAGUAUGUGCCAUUACUGCAGUAUUUUUUUUUAUGACAAAAUACUCAGCAGUUACCCAAGCUAGUGUGACAGCGCCCUCCAAACCCAUGCCCUCAAUUACCAAGAACAAGGCUACAGGGACAUUGGAACACCAACCCUUACAGGUUCCUCCAAGUUGCACACAAUCCCAAUGCCUCAAUGUCACUGGUCUAAUCCCAAAACUGCCCAAUAGCACUGUGGGACCAGUUCACCAGAAGGACAGCAGUGGUUCAAGAAGCACCAACAUUUGGAGAAGAACAGAAAAAUGCUGGCCUUGCCAUUAAUGCUCACACCCUAAAGAUGAAGUUGAUAGGACAAAAUUCUGGAAACAACACAGAAAAGACAGCUGUUACUACAGUGUGUGUAAGAAAACAUAAUAAGGAUAUCAGUUGUGUUCAGGUUAAAGCUAGCAGUCAAUUUUCUUUACAGAUAAGUUCUUACACAGAAAGAAUGAGAUAGUCCAUCCUAUUGACAGCAGAAAUACUUUUAGAACAAUCAAGGUAGAAUCACCCACAGGACUAAAAUACCUACUGAAGAAUAUAUUUCUUACAAUCUGCAAGAAAACUGUAAUUCUUUGUUUCUGAAAAUUGAUUUUUUUUAACCUCACAAUAGGUUUCAGCUGGGGCAAGCAUAAAAUGUACUCACAGGCCAGUAAGUGAAGCCAAUGAUAUUUUAAGUGCCUGGCCUCAUAUACAUGGUUAAAUGGAUAGAAAGCAGUUAGCUCCUGAGCAAGGCACCGGGUUCAGGCAACUCAAGGCUUUGAGGUGUUAUGGUAGAUAAGAUGAAAGUGUGAGGGAGGGAGAAAGUUAACAGCUGGGGCAAUAAGUACAGGUGUAACUGGCUCAAAUGCAAACCUAGUCAGCAAAAGAUGCAAAACUGGGAACAAACUCAUGAACCACAAAUUUACAUAUUAACCUAACAUUCUAAUUAUAUUUUAACUGUAUCCGUAAUUCCAGUAUGUUGGUAAACCUUAGGAACUCUGGAUUGUUUCUGUGAUUAAUCAGUUUUAAAAUCUAUGAGGCAUUUGUGUGUGUACUCUCAUACUUACCCCAUAAGUGCUACCUGAAUUGGGGUAAAAUUGAUUUCAUUAAUAAAGAGUACUAAUCAAA
Messenger RNA from Pristis pectinata (smalltooth sawfish), 5784 nucleotides. RefSeq names its product bcl-2-related ovarian killer protein-like. Gene Ontology annotation, molecular function: protein heterodimerization activity; protein homodimerization activity. Gene Ontology annotation, cellular component: mitochondrial outer membrane. NCBI's taxonomy places the organism in Eukaryota, Metazoa, Chordata, Chondrichthyes, Rhinopristiformes, Pristidae. The record is from RefSeq and is a predicted model, not a curated record. The transcript has 5 exons. Bases 244 to 885 code for a protein of 213 amino acids. Gene Ontology annotation, biological process: intrinsic apoptotic signaling pathway in response to DNA damage; regulation of apoptotic process; extrinsic apoptotic signaling pathway in absence of ligand.